AUGCAUUAUCCAUAUUCAGUUCCACCGUAUAUUCGAACAAAUAUGGCACAAGCCAUGCAAGCAAUGAUGGUCGGUGGUUCAUUACCACCUAAUUGUGUUGUUCUGGCCAUGCCAAUGGAACAAGCACAUCAAAUGUUUCCACAAUUAAUGAUGAACUAUGGAUCUGGUGGUGGUGGUGGUGGCGGCGGCAGUGGUGGUGUAUUGGUAAUUUCUCAGCCACCAUCAUAUUAUGGUCAAACUUAUCAACCACAAAUAGGUUCAUAUCCAAAUAAUCCACAAUCGAAUGCUCUUGUACCUUAUACAAAUCAGUAUGCACAAAGUUACAAUCAAAAUUAUAAUUACCCUGUAGUGCCAUAUACAGAUCAUUCAUCUAAAUCGAAGAGAAAAAAUCGCGCUGGUACAAUCCAUCGAUCGGAACCACAUUCAAAUGUUUAUAAUUCAUCAUCAUUUGAUACUCAUAUGGAAAAUUUAAGUUGGAGUCGAUUGUUCGAUCACCAUCAUCACCAUCAUCACCAUCGUCACCAACACCAUCAACAUGAUUCAAAACAACGACACGAAAAUCGAGGUGCAAUAAGUUAUGAGCCAAAAGGAGAUCCAUCAAAAGCACAACAACCAAAAGCAGGGAAUGCUAGAACAUUAUCAACACUAUCAUCGACAAGUUCAUCAUCGACCACAAGCGACGAAUCAAUUCGACGAGUCACUGUAACAGCUAAACCUCCAACUGGCAUUUCAAUGUCACAACCACAAACAAACGGUAGUUUACCAUUUAAAUAUUCUUCUGAAUUCGUUCCCGGAUCUGCAAAGCAAAGCUUACAAAAAUCCCAUAAAAAAGAUACAAAGGUUAGAUCUGAUGACGUUUUCAUCAUUAAAAAAACGCAACCAUCUCAACCAUCAUCGAAAAAACAGUAA
This is a messenger RNA of Rotaria socialis, 909 nucleotides long. The record is from the annotation of a GenBank genome assembly. Lineage: Eukaryota; Metazoa; Rotifera; Eurotatoria; Philodinida; Philodinidae.